CUUAAUUAUGGCUCUCGAUAUUGACGCGUCAGAGGCGUCUUCGUCCACGCCAUCAGAACAGAAUACUAAUGAAAGAUUCAUGGCCAAGCCGUCGGCGCGGGAAACGGGCCCCGCGAUGCAUUUCUCUGGGCUGCAUGCGCAGUGGCUGCAGCUGCAAUGAUUGUCUCCCCUUUCAGAACCCGCAGAGAAUUACGGAGGUUGCAGGAAGCGGUUAGGCACAGCUCUCAGGCAACCAGAGCGAUUGUCAAACUGCUUGAUCAGACCAAAGCGGAACGAGGAGCAUCGGCACAACACACAUCGCGCACGCUUGACUCGCUAAGGGUGCAAGUAAGUGCAAACAGCAGAGCGCUGCAAAGAUUCGAGGAAGAACAGAAAGUAUUGUCGAGUUCUGUGGCUAUUAGCUUCAAGUCCUUAAGCGAACAGCUGGCCCAAGCCAUUCAUGACAAAGCCGAGACGGAUUCCGUCCAUCUUAACCACGUCCGGUCGAUCGCUGCUUACGUGGACUCGAUUCGCGAGCAACUAGAAGUACGAUCCAAGACUGAUCAAGCGCUUCGCAAACAACUCGGACGGAGUCUCGCAGACGUCGCCGGUGUCGUUCAUGAACUUGAGAUUACCGGUCAACUGCCCUACAACGGGAAGGAUGUCAGGGGUGUGGAACGGCUACGUAGCCUUGCAAGGGAUUUGGACGGUGUACCAAACACGUCCUCAGGUGCCAAAGUGGGGCCAGAGGAACCAAGGAUGUCGCCUUGUUUGGACAACACCUACACCGCAUCAUGCCACUGA
Cantharellus anzutake is the source of this 783-nucleotide messenger RNA. RefSeq lists its product as uncharacterized. The transcript is spliced from 4 exons. Bases 157 to 783 code for a protein of 208 amino acids. NCBI's taxonomy places the organism in Eukaryota, Fungi, Basidiomycota, Agaricomycetes, Cantharellales, Hydnaceae. The record is from RefSeq and is a predicted model, not a curated record.